This is a messenger RNA of Alternaria novae-zelandiae, 588 nucleotides long. RefSeq lists its product as uncharacterized. NCBI's taxonomy places the organism in Eukaryota, Fungi, Ascomycota, Dothideomycetes, Pleosporales, Pleosporaceae. The transcript is spliced from 2 exons. The record is from RefSeq and is a predicted model, not a curated record. The coding region runs from base 1 to 588 and encodes 195 amino acids.
AUGGCUUACGGUUCGGUCGCCACGCUCAGCACCGUCGAGACGAGGACUGGCGGCAACGAACCUGCCGUACCGUCUUCGAGACAGCACAAUAGGCUUCAUGGCUAUGGCCAACUUGUUGGCGUCUCCAGCGUUCCCCUCAUCGGUUCAGAGCGUCCGAAUGCUCCAGUUACGACCAUGCUCCCUCCCGCUGUCAACGUUCCGCAGUCUUCGCGUCCAGUAACUACACCAGCCGACGAGUAUGCCAGACUUACUCGCAGGCAGCGCCGCGACGCCAGAGAGAAGAAGCGAAUCCAGAAAGCCGCGCGGGCCGCUAGAGAUGAGCUCUACAGGGCCCGACAGGUUGUCAAGGACGCUCAAGAAGUAGCCCGAGCUGCUAGAGUUCAUGCCUCCCGAUACUCUUAUAUCCCAGCUCCCAAGAACACUAGAGCGAUCUCUUCGACUCCUCGUACUGUCAAGAGCAAGAACUCUAAGACCAAGUCUGCGGGUUCGGUCCAUUCCGCUCCCAUGGAUAUGGAUGAGACGUGGUCCUGGAUAAAGGAGAGCUCGUCAGCAGCCUCUCAUGAUGGCAGCGCGCGUGAUCCUCGCUGA